UGUAUUUUAAAAAAAUUUAUAAACCAGUACAGGUCAGCUCCAGCUUUGGAUGACCAGGGAAGUCUAACGAGACUUGAAGAACGAUCCUCCGACCAGCUUCUCUCGCUCUACUGUCUCUGACAGCUCCCUCUCCAACUCCUCAGACCGUUCCCAAUUCUGUCUCAAAACGAUGCCGUCUCGAAGAAGAACCCUCCUGAAGGUCAUCAUCCUCGGCGACAGCGGGGUGGGGAAGACUUCUUUGAUGAAUCAAUAUGUAAAUAAGAAGUUCAGCAAUCAAUACAAAGCGACGAUUGGAGCUGAUUUUUUGACAAAGGAAGUUCAGUUUGAAGACAGGCUCUUCACCUUGCAGAUCUGGGAUACAGCUGGCCAGGAACGAUUCCAAAGCCUUGGUGUAGCUUUUUACCGUGGUGCUGAUUGCUGUGUUCUUGUUUAUGAUGUUAAUUCAAUGAAAUCAUUUGAUAACCUUAACAACUGGAGGGAAGAAUUUCUUAUUCAGGCAAGUCCUUCAGAUCCAGAAAAUUUUCCAUUUGUUGUCAUAGGAAACAAGGUUGAUGUAGAUGGUGGAAAUAGUAGAGUGGUUUCAGAGAAAAAGGCUAGAGCUUGGUGUGCAUCAAAAGGAAAUAUUCCAUACUAUGAAACCUCUGCCAAGGAAGGCAUUAAUGUGGAAGAAGCUUUCCAGUGCAUAGCAAAGGAUGCUCUGAAGAGUGGGGAGGAAGAGGAGAUAUACUUGCCGGAUACCAUUGACGUUGGAAGCAGCAAUCAGCCAAGAUCAACUGGAUGCGAGUGUUAAAUAUUCUACCGGAAUUCUUUUCCAGUAAAAAAUAAGUCAUCUUUGGAAGUAUAUUUGUUGGUACGUAUGCAGUGACACUGUACAUUAGUGUUUGUGUGGGAAACAAAUUGGUCUCCUCGUCAAUGCUUUUUUUCAGAUAGGUUGGAUGUUGCCUUUCGUUCUGAGUUCUGUUUGUUCUGACCAGAUUACAUUGGAUUUCAUCCCAUUGAUAUCCACUUAUUGUUAGUAUGGAAAAGAUCUUGGAACUUAUAUUUUCACCAAAAUUAUGCAGUUUUCAUUUAAUCA
Prunus mume (Japanese apricot) is the source of this 1075-nucleotide messenger RNA. RefSeq names its product RAB GTPase homolog G3F (gene RAB7B). The record is from RefSeq and is a predicted model, not a curated record. Gene Ontology annotation, molecular function: GTP binding; GTPase activity. Lineage: Eukaryota; Viridiplantae; Streptophyta; Magnoliopsida; Rosales; Rosaceae. Gene Ontology annotation, cellular component: vacuolar membrane.